Colletotrichum phormii is the source of this 548-nucleotide messenger RNA. RefSeq lists its product as uncharacterized. The transcript has a single exon. The record is from RefSeq and is a predicted model, not a curated record. Lineage: Eukaryota; Fungi; Ascomycota; Sordariomycetes; Glomerellales; Glomerellaceae. The coding region runs from base 85 to 537 and encodes 150 amino acids.
GUGCGAGGUACUUUUUUGGCGAUACGGGAAGGUGGAGGACCUGGGCGGAGGAAAUCGCGUGCACGUCAGUGGUUUUUGGCCGAGAUGGCGGCGCGUCCUAUUUAUGAGAAAGAACGAGCUUGGGAAGGGUGGUCCCCGGACAGCCGGUUAUCUGGCUUUAUCGGAGGAAGGCGCGCACUCGCGACUGGGCGACGGGUCCUGCUUCAGAAGGGGGUGCAGCCUGAAAACAGCGGCAGAGAAAAAAAAAUAAGUAAUGGCGUAGCGUUGGGCAGGAAGCCACGGGUGACAAGACGACGAGAAAGAGGCGGGAAGGAGACCGGGGGGGGAAGGAGGUCAGAGAGGGAAAGAGUGAGUGAGGGAGAAGGUGGUCAGUGCGUCUGGGUGAUCGACGACUGGGGGGGUGGGUGGUUGAAGCCAGAAGCGUCAGGCAGGAAAGAGGUCCGAGUUGGGAGGAGGCACGGAGGACGGGAAGGACUUGGGAAAAAAAAGAGGGAAGAGAUCGUGAAUUUGCGAGGAAAUGGUUGGAAGAGCAGUUGAAGGAGGACGAG